CAUAGGAUACUCCGUUGCUGUUGGGCAUUUUAAUAAAGACGGAAUCACAGAUUAUGUUGUUGGCGUCCCAAAUGAUUUGCACACCGCAGGCUCUGUUAAAAUAAUAAAUGGAGUAGCUGUGCCCCUGGAAAUCAUGAAGACAAUUGGUGGCAUCCAGAUAGCAUCUUAUUUUGGACAUACUGUGGCAGUAACGGACAUCAACAGAGAUGGGUGGGAUGAUAUCCUGAUCGGAGCACCUCUUUUUAUGGAGCAGUUAUCCACUCAGAAAUUUCGAGAAGUGGGACAAGUCUAUGUUUACCUGCAAAGAAAGGACUUCUCCUUCUCCUCCAGACCCAACCAGAUCCUGACAGGGAUGUAUGCCUAUGGGCGUUUUGGCAGUGCUAUAGCCCCAUUGGGAGACAUCAACCAUGAUAGCUUUAAUGAUGUGGCUGUUGGAGCACCUGGUUCUGGUGAAGGGGGCCAAGUGUUUAUUUACCUGGGCCAGAGUGAUGGUUUGACUAACCAGUAUGUUCAGGUCAUUGAAAGCCCAUUUAAAACCCUCAAGGAUCCUCCAAUGUUUGGCUUCAGCAUGAGAGGAGGGACAGAUAUUGAUGAUAAUGGAUAUCCAGAUCUCAUUGUUGGCGCUUGGGGUGCGAGCAAAGUGGCAACCUACAGGUAAGAGUUUAAAAUAAUC
Puntigrus tetrazona (Sumatra barb) is the source of this 673-nucleotide messenger RNA. RefSeq names its product integrin alpha-IIb-like. Gene Ontology annotation, molecular function: integrin binding. The record is from RefSeq and is a predicted model, not a curated record. Gene Ontology annotation, cellular component: external side of plasma membrane; integrin complex. Gene Ontology annotation, biological process: cell-cell adhesion; integrin-mediated signaling pathway; cell-matrix adhesion. Lineage: Eukaryota; Metazoa; Chordata; Actinopteri; Cypriniformes; Cyprinidae. The coding region runs from base 134 to 658 and encodes 174 amino acids. The transcript is spliced from 7 exons.